AUGCAGAUUUCGCCCUCCAUUCGCUUUCUGCAAGCUGCGAAUGCUCCCCUGAACCUUGUGAUAGCCGGAAACAAUGACUUCACUAUGGACAUUCCAAUUUUUCAGAAGAAGGUUGCCGAAGCUCAACCCUUAGAUCCUGAUCGAGUCCAACAGGCGUAUGGCAGCUAUGGAGAGGCGAGACGCCUAUUUGGCGAUGGGAAAGAGAAUGGCAUCGUUUUCCUGGAUGAAGAUCAUGGGCACGACUUUCAGAUGAACAACGCUGACGUGGUCAUCACACACGGACCGCCGAAGGGCAUCAUGCAUUAUACGCACUCCGGCCAACGGGCCGGCUGCCCAUACCUUUUCAAAGCUGUCGCUCAAGCAAAACCCCUCAUGCAUUGUUUCGGUCAUAUCCAUGAAGGCUGGGGUGCAAAGCUAAUUAAAUGGCGUCAGAAGACCGCCAAAGAGCCUUCUCAUUUCACUGAUAUCGACAACGAGAAUUCUGUUGCCGUAUCCAGACUUUUAGUCCUCAAGAGAGAUUAUACGGGAUACGCUACUACAAGCCAUUGCUCCGGAGAUCAUCGCCCGCUAAAGCGGCGCUCGGAAACUCUGUUUAUCAACGCAUCAAUCGAAGGUUCCGUUGAACUUAGGACACAGCCACCGUGGGUUGUUAGUAUCGAGCUUGCAGCAGCAACCCGAGAAGCAAUGCCUUCUAGCCUGAUUUAA
Penicillium soppii is the source of this 705-nucleotide messenger RNA. RefSeq lists its product as uncharacterized. The coding region runs from base 1 to 705 and encodes 234 amino acids. The record is from RefSeq and is a predicted model, not a curated record. Lineage: Eukaryota; Fungi; Ascomycota; Eurotiomycetes; Eurotiales; Aspergillaceae. The transcript has 2 exons.